AUGGCUCCCAGCGCAUCUGGCGCCAGUUUCGCCCAGUUUUUCCCUGCCGCCCCUCGCGCCGCCAGAGCCAAAGCUACUGAGCGGGAACGAGCCAAGUCGCGAGCAUCCUCUGAUGCUGCCGACCGCGAUACGAGGACAGCAGCUUCAUCAGCCGUUCCUCGCCGCGAAAGCAUCCCGGACAAGGAUGAGAACAUCCACCCACCAAUAGAUGACACCGAGUCUCUGACGGGCGACAUCCUCAAUGGCGUCGGAUCUGCCAGUUCUCAUGCGAGCACCGCUUCUUCGGUCUUCAGUAGUUCUCAUCCGUCGGCUGCUCUGAACGCCUCAUCGCGCGCCUCCAACAGCAAUCUCACACCUCUCACUAAUGCUGAUUCUCCUACCUAUCCCCCAAGCUCAAGCUCACAGCAUAUCAAACAGUCACAAAACCAAGAUAUCAGCAAGUCUGAUGGCCCGACUUCCCAAUCGCCCACGGAAACCACAUCAACAUCGCACCGUCGCUCUGGUGUCGCAGACCGCAUCCUGGCUCGCGAUCCGGCUCGCCAGAUAAAGGGACUCAAGUGCUCACACGAUCCGUUAUCCGACAAGAAGUUAUCUUCGACCGAGAGGAAAACAAUGAAGCCCACAUAUAAACCGUUCGGUUCGGAAGAUGACGUCCCCCCGGCAGAUCCUAGGCUGGCCAAAGGCAGCUGGCUUGACUAUAUCAAUGUCGAUUUUCAUCUGCCCAAGGCGAGAUUGCGACAAACUCCCUACAAUGUCAAGCCCUAUGCCUAUGACCCGGCGACAUCAGUCGGUCCCGGGCCGCCAACGCAAAUCGUAGUCAGUGGAUUCAACCCUUUGGUCACUUUCUCCAAGGUGGCCACUGCUUUCAGCUCUUUUGGUGAUAUUGCAGAGAGUAGCAACAAGAUGCAUCCCGACACUGGCAGCUACCUAGGCUUCGCGACAUUCCGCUAUCGAGACUCCAAGCCGGGUCGCCGUGGGCCAGUACCAAUAUUUGCCAUUGAUGCUGCCAAGAGAGCACAGAAGCAAAUGAACGGGCGCAAGAUCGAGUCGUACCAAAUCAAGGUCGACUUCGACCGCGAUGGAAAGAAGAGUCGCACGAUGUUGGAGAACAUGAUCAAGAAGGAUCGUGAAGCAGAAACACGUCUACAGUCUCAACGUUCCGCGCAGCCAGCCACUCCAGCUGUCCCGACAGCGCCGCGGCUGAGGGCCAUCGAUGGUCUCACGCGAGCACCGCCUACUGCGCCGAGAGGCCCGGCUGCCUUCCGUCAAGUUGCGACACCUACCUCCGACCCAAACUCUACCUUUGCUAUGCCCACGAAGCCGAGACCGUUGGUCGAGCCCCAGUUGAUUGCGCCCCAGCUUACGGGCCAGCCCUACAUCUUCGUCCCCGACAACUGUGUGCCAGUUAUGCCAACUACUGUCGCCCACAUGAAGAGACGACUAAAGUCAUUCGCCAUAGACGACGUUCGCGCUGAUCGAUUGGGCUACUAUAUCAUAUUUCCCAACAGUGCUAUCGGUCGUGAAGAGGCCUACAGAUGUUACAGGUCCGCUGACGGUAGUGCCUUUUUCACCUAUACCAUGCUUAUGCAAUUACACAAUGGUUCAGCACCAACGGGACAUGCUUACACUCCAAGCACCGUCAGAAGGAGAAGCGAGCCCGAGAGACUUCUGCCUGUUCCUCCCGUAGCAGUGGUACGGCAGAGGAGCGAACGGGAAAUUCGUCGACGGGAUGAAGAAGCCGUACUUGAGGAGGAGAAGAAGCAACGUGCUAAGGACUUCGACCCUGUUAACGAAGCUAUCCAGUUGGUCCGUCGCGAAAUGAGGGAGCAUUUGAUCCGGCACAUUAGGACCAAGGUUGCGGCGCCUACGCUAUAUUCUUAUCUUGACCCCGCCAAUCAUGUUUCGAAACGGCGCAGAUUGAAUAUUGAGGGUCCUCCUGGCACGCCAUUAGCCACCGUGCAGGCUGUUGACGAGCCUGAGACACCUGCUGCUACGCCUAAUUCAAGAGCAGAUCCCAUCGAACGGCGUACGGCGCGGGUCGACGUUACUGCUCUGCCCCGAAUCAGGAAGGCCAAAGGUUCAAGCGCUGCCCAACGCAACUAUGGCUUCACCGACCCGUUCGCUCGCAAACGACCCACUGUUGUUCGCAACGCCUUCCGCUCACUACAUCACCGUCUUGCACCUGACAGUGAUGACGAUGUUUCUGAAGACGAGACAGAGGAAACCCGCGACUCCGUAGCUCGCGACACCGAAGAGCCGGAGUCUCGACCUCGUAGCCGCAUGAGCACGGACGAGGACGCUUUCAUGAAGGAUGGCUUCGUCGACGAUGAUUCUAUGACUGAGGCUAGCUUCGUCGUCAAUGACGGACCAAUCCGAUCCAAGAAGCGAAAACUGGAUCUUCAAAUUGAUGCUGUCAUCAAGCGACAGAAGAAGACGGAUGAGGAGCUCUUUGGAGUCACCAUUGACACUCUAGAGACCGAAUUCCCUAGUGCUGAUAAUGUCGAGGAUAUCAUCAUUCCAGACGCAGAUGGGAAUAAGGAGAAGACACCGGGUCUCAACCAGCCGCCGAAGCCCGCACCCGCUGAAAUACCAGUCAAGGGCAAGAAGAAGGCAGCAGCGACUAAGCCGAAGAAGAAAACCAAGAAGCAAAUCUUCGAAGAGCGGGAGGCUCUCAAGAAGCAACAACAAGAAGCUUACGUCGAAGAGGCGCUUGAACAGACCGAGAAGGAAGAGACGAUUGAACCGGACGACGCAGCCCAGAAGCCCGUGCCCGCCAUCGUUGAAGAUGUGCGGAAGCCCACACCCAGGGAUGCCCGCUUUGCCGAGACGGUAGUUGCAGCCAUGAUUCUUCCUGACAAGUUCAAGUUGGGCGCCCAGUCUGUGGCGGAACUUCAACUCGAGGCAAAGGACCGGCCCGAUAUUGCAAAACUCAAGAAGAAUUUCCCCGUCGGUGACAUUGGUGACCCCCGACUUUGGACUUGGAGACGCAAUCGUGUGCUGGAACUCAAUGCCCCCCAGGGCCAGGUCGAAGAACCCUUACUUAUUGAGGGCUACUACGUGCCAAACCCUACAGGCUGCGCUCGAACGGAGGGCGUGAAGAAGAUCCUCAACUCUGAGAAGUCGAAAUAUCUGCCGCAUCAUCUCAAGAUUCAGAGGGCUCGCGAAGAGCGGCAAGCGCGCGCAGCCAAGAAGGAUGGAAAGGAUGCUGUGGCCGCAGCGGCAGAAGCGGCAAGGCUUGCGGCAGAAAAGCUCCUUGCGAAGGGCAACUCCCGCGCAAACCGAGUCAACAACCGACGUUUUGUUGCCGAUCUCAAUGACCAGAAGAGAACGCUGGGUCAAGACUCGGACGUUCUGAGGUUCAACCAGCUUAAGAAGCGGAAGAAGCCCGUCAAGUUUGCUCGUUCAGCCAUUCACAACUGGGGCUUGUAUGCCAUGGAAAACAUCAACAAGGACGACAUGAUAAUUGAGUAUGUCGGUGAGCAAGUUCGGCAACAGAUAUCCGAAAUCCGCGAGAACCGCUAUCUCAAGAGUGGCAUCGGCAGCAGUUAUUUGUUCCGUAUCGAUGACAAUACGGUUAUCGAUGCGACCAAGAAGGGAGGUAUUGCUCGGUUUAUCAACCAUAGUUGCAUGCCCAACUGCACCGCCAAGAUCAUCAAGGUUGAAGGUAGCAAGCGCAUUGUCAUCUAUGCCCUUCGGGACAUUGCUCAGAACGAGGAGUUGACAUACGACUACAAAUUCGAGCGAGAAAUCGGCAGCUUGGAUCGCAUUCCCUGUCUAUGUGGCACCGCUGCUUGCAAAGGCUUCCUCAACUAA
Pseudomassariella vexata is the source of this 3813-nucleotide messenger RNA. RefSeq lists its product as uncharacterized. The transcript has 3 exons. The record is from RefSeq and is a predicted model, not a curated record. NCBI's taxonomy places the organism in Eukaryota, Fungi, Ascomycota, Sordariomycetes, Amphisphaeriales, Pseudomassariaceae. The coding region runs from base 1 to 3813 and encodes 1270 amino acids. Gene Ontology annotation, cellular component: Set1C/COMPASS complex. Gene Ontology annotation, molecular function: RNA binding; protein binding; histone H3K4 methyltransferase activity.